AUGGUCGAUUUUACAAAGAUUAUAAGACCUAAUAUCUUAUCAUUGGAACCUUAUAGAUGUGCCAGAGAUGACUACAAGGAAGGAAUUUUAUUGGAUGCCAAUGAAAAUACUCAUGGUCCAGCAUUAACUGAACUUUCAUUGGAUGAAAAGAAUCUAGAAUUACAUAGAUAUCCUGAUCCUCAUCAACCAGAAUUGAAACAAAACAUUAUCGACUUUAGAAAUGCCAAACCAAACGUCCAUUUAACAGGUGAAGGGUUAAAGAUUUCUAAUCUUUGUCUUGGAGUUGGUUCCGAUGAAAGCAUUGAUAUGUUAUUGAGAUGUGUUUGUCAACCAGGUAAAGAUAAAUUAUUGGUAUGUCCUCCAACUUACGGGAUGUAUUCAGUUUGUGCUACUAUGAAUGAUGUUGAAUUAGUUAAUGUUCCAUUGACUUAUCCUGAUUUCCAAGCCGAUAAUGAUGGGAUUGUUAAGGCUGUUGAAGCUGACAGUAACAUCAAAUUGAUUUAUUUAACAUCCCCAGGUAACCCGACAGCCAAAUUGCUUGAUGUGGAUAAAAUUAUAGACCUUUUGAAAAGAUUGAGUAAUAACAAUGUUUUAGUAAUUGUUGAUGAAGCAUAUAUUGAUUUCACCGAAAUCAAAGGUGAACACAGUCAAUCAAUGUCCACAUUAGUCAAUCAAUAUGAGAACUUAGUGGUGUUACAAACAUUAUCCAAGUCAUUUGGAUUAGCAGGUAUUAGAUUGGGUAUUACUUUCGCUUGUGAUGGAUUAUCACGUUACUUGAACCUGAUGAAAUAUCCAUAUAAUAUUUCAUCUUUAACUUCAGCAGUUGCCUUAAGAGCCACAUCAUCUGGAUUGGAAUCUAUGCAAUCUGCUGUGACUUCAAUCAAUAAUCAAAGAGUGAAACUUAUUGAAGAAUUAUCUAAAAUUGAAGGUAUAGGUAAAAAUAUUGGUGGUUUGGAUUCUAAUUUCAUUUUAAUGGAAAUCUUAGAUAAAGAUAACAAACCAUCCAACGAGGUGGCCUUCAAACUUUAUCAACAAUUAGCUAUUGACGAAAAAGUCGUUGUUAGGUUCAGAGGUAAAGAAUUAAAUUGUACUGGUGCUUUGAGAAUCGCUAUUGGUACCAAAGAAGAAAAUGAAGUUUUGAUCGAAAGAUUUAGAGCUGUAUUAAAAGGUUACCGUUCAUAG
This is a messenger RNA of Yamadazyma jaroonii, 1182 nucleotides long. Lineage: Eukaryota; Fungi; Ascomycota; Pichiomycetes; Serinales; Debaryomycetaceae. The record is from the annotation of a GenBank genome assembly.